AAAAUCCGUUUAAUUCAGGAACUUAUCGAGAGCAUCAUCGCUAACCUGAGGCAAAUUGCAAAUUCUCAGCCCGGGACUGGUCUUUAGAUAUACCAGUGUCUUCUUUCUCUUCUUCUCGACGUGUACCUCAGAACUGCAAAGGCUGUCGCUGUUUAUAUAUACUUUACGCCAUGUCCGUCGUGUCCUUGUUGGGCGUCAAAGUGCUCAAUAACCCUGCCGCUUUCUCCGACAACUAUCGCUUCGAGAUCACCUUUGAAUGCCUCGAGCAACUGCAGAAAGAUCUGGAAUGGAAGUUGACAUAUGUUGGAUCGGCUACGUCCUCUGAGCAUGAUCAAGAUCUCGAUUGCCUCCUUGUCGGGCCAGUUCCAGUUGGUGUCAAUAAAUUCAUAUUUGAGGCUGACCCGCCGGACCUCCGCCGCAUCCCGACAUCCGAGAUCCUUGGUGUUACUGUUAUUCUUCUGACAUGCAGUUACGAUGGGAGAGAAUUCGUGCGCGUCGGUUACUAUGUCAACAAUGAAUAUGACUCUGAUGAGCUCAAUGCCGAUCCACCUGCCAAGCCUAUCAUCGAAAGAGUACAAAGAAACGUUCUGGCAGAAAAGCCGAGAGUAACCCGGUUCGCUAUCAAAUGGGAUUCUGAGGAAUCUGCUCCAGCCGAAUAUCCUCCGGAGCAACCAGACGCGGAUACUCUCGACGACGAUGAGGAUGCAUAUGGUGCGGAGGACGAUGAGGGUGGCGAGGAGGUUGAUGGCGAGCCUGGAGAAGAUGCUGAAAUGGAAGGUGGUGAAGACAUUGCUGGUCCACCGAAAUCGGCGCAUGAGAAGAAUCAGGAUGAAAUGUCAGAAGCUGGCAGCGAAGACCUCGAAGCAGAGAGUAGCGGAAGUGAGGAAGAAGACAUUGAGGAAGAGGAGGGCGAAGGAGACGCCGAUGAAGACAUGGAUAUGGGCGAUGGUGGAGACAAAGGAGCCCCCGAACCAUCAGCAAAGAGCCACUCCAUGGGCCAGUCGCAUUCAGGCGACACAGUUAUGGUUCACUGACAGGCCUCUCAGCUAUUAAGAAGAACGUUUUGCUUAUCAGUUUUUCAUGAUUUGCUCUACCACGGCCAUCAGCAAUUUUUUUUUAUUUUCUUUUAUCAAUUAGUUAUUAACGCAUGUAAUAGCAGCGGUCCAAAUAAGCGUUGGCGUUUCAAUUUUUUUUUCAAAAUGGUUUCCCCCAUCGAGCAGUCUAUUUUUAUUUUCAAGAUUUGCUAUGGGACAAUUACUACCGUUUCUUCAUUCGUAGAAUUGAGGAGAUUAGAUAACUUUCGAAGUCCUACUUCCUAGAUGACUACAAUCGAAUACAGG
Messenger RNA from Xylona heveae TC161, 1340 nucleotides. Its product is annotated as histone deposition protein Asf1. Bases 171 to 1034 code for a protein of 287 amino acids. Gene Ontology annotation, molecular function: histone binding. Lineage: Eukaryota; Fungi; Ascomycota; Xylonomycetes; Xylonales; Xylonaceae. Gene Ontology annotation, cellular component: nucleus. Gene Ontology annotation, biological process: DNA replication-dependent chromatin assembly; nucleosome disassembly; nucleosome assembly. The record is from RefSeq and is a predicted model, not a curated record. The transcript has 4 exons.